Messenger RNA from Halichondria panicea, 2786 nucleotides. RefSeq lists its product as uncharacterized. The record is from RefSeq and is a predicted model, not a curated record. Lineage: Eukaryota; Metazoa; Porifera; Demospongiae; Suberitida; Halichondriidae. The coding region runs from base 135 to 2498 and encodes 787 amino acids. The transcript has 16 exons. Gene Ontology annotation, molecular function: GTPase activity. Gene Ontology annotation, cellular component: mitochondrial outer membrane. Gene Ontology annotation, biological process: mitochondrial fusion; mitochondrion localization.
AAUGAAGGACAAUGAAUCAUUCUGCUAAACCACACCCAAAACGUUAUAUCCGGCCGUAAUAGAAACCUUGUUUGGGAACAGACAGCACUGGCCGGUAAACGGAAUAGCGAGUGGCCGUACUACUUCAGGACAAGAUGUCUGACUAUCUCACAGAUGCUGAUCUAGCAAAAGUGUACAGAGUUACGUUUGACGCUCGAACCAAGUGGCGAAAUAUUUUGCUAGCUCUUAACAUAUCCUCGGCUACUAUCGACAGCAUAGGUACGAAAUGGCAAGACAAUCCUGAUGACUGUUAUCGUGAGGGUCUGUUGGAGUGGUUGAAAGGUUGGGAGAGAAGCUGGGAAUCUAUGGUGGAAGCUUUGUGCAAUCCUACUGUGGGCCACGUUCGCAUAGCCAAGACCAUCGAGAGAGAUCAUGUACAGUCAUGUACAGGUGAAGACAAUCCUACUGAUGUGAAGCCAGAUGAAAACGACGUUUCUAGAGAAACUUCUGCAACAGAAGACAUUAAGCAUAUGUCUGAUCCUGGACCAAUGCCUUCAUGCAAGAUGGCGCAGGACCUACUCAAGUCACUAAUAGAUGCUAAGGUAUAUAUCUCAGGAGAGCCAUUGCUGAGUAAAGACACACAGCAGGAAGUGUGUGAUAUUAACGAGGUUUUCUCUCAAAAGAGUGUGCUGAUUAGUGUCUUUGGACUCCAUAAUGCAGGAAAGAGCACCCUCAUCAACACACUGCUAGGAAAUACAAUUCUCCCCGAAAACAUGAUAAACGAGACUGGUGUGACAGUGAAGAUAGAACCCAUACAGGGCAAAAUGGACACUACUCCUGUGCUCGAAGUGGAAAAUGAUACUCCUGUGCUCAAAGUGGAAAAUGAUACUCCUGUGCUCAAAGUGGAUUUUAAUACUCCUGUGCUUGAAAUGGAAAAUGAUGAUAUGGUGAUCAUUUCCAUAGGAACAGAUAGCAUUACAGAGACCAUCAAGGAGCUGAAUAAAAAUUCCCGGAGGAAUGACCUGACCGUACCUGACAGUGUGGUUCUGAGAGUGUCAGCUCCUGAGUUGUUUGGUGGAGUGGAGGAAGGAUGGCAAGUGUGUCUCCUCGAUAACCCUGGGCUUGGAGAGGACAGCAAGUGUGUUCAAAAGGUUGCCAUGGCAGCUGUGGCCUCCAGUGCAGCAUAUGUGUUUCUCACUACAACUGACAGUAUUGGAGGAGUUGUGAAUGCUGAUUUCUUCAGGGAUCUAAAUACUAGUGAUAGAAGUGCAUUUUUUGACGGACGGUUGAUUGUAGCUAUCACCAAAAUGGAUUUUGCUUACCAAACUAUGGAAAAGUCUGACAAAAAGAAGCUUGAAGAAUUGAUCAAGAUCAUGUGUGAAAGUAUCAGCAAAGUAACCAGCAUUCCCAUGUGCAAAAUCAGUACGGACAUUGUCCUACCUAUCAGCUGUGUAUGGUACCAAAAUAGUAGACGUCUUGCUGACACAUCUUUAGAGGAAGAGGGAAAACACAAAGAAAAUGCAAUCCGAUCCUUGUACAACUAUCCGUAUCUGGAGAUAGAGAAAACUGGACAAGGAAUGAGCCCCCACCAAUCUCUUCAAGACUUAUCUUCAUCAGGAAUUGUUAGACAUCUUGAAGAUGCUAGUGGUCUACUCGUCCUGGCAGCCAGGAUUAAAAAAAUUAUGAGGGACACGUGUGUAUCAACUUGGAGAACUAAGGUGCUUAUCGGAUAUAACUACUGUCUAACUUUUGCUUCAUCCGAGUUGCAAAUACAUACUGACAGAAUAAGCAAAAUAAUGAAAGGCCAAGAUGAAGAGUUAACUUGCAUACAGUCUGUGUUAGCUAAAGCAGUUGCGAAGAAAGAAGAAUUGUCUCACUGCCUAUCAGAGCCUACUCAAAAGGAAAUAUGUCAGGAUCUGGAGAAACAAUUCGAUCAGGAUUUGUUUACUGGCACUUUAAAGGAGAAGGUUACCAAAGAAGUGAAGAAGAUGCUCGAGAAAUUUAAAGAAGACUGUGUCUCAAGAAUACAAAAACCAUUGGAUACUUUUGGACCUCGUGAAUUUGAAACUGAUCUGGAGUCUUUCUUAAAGAAUACAUCGACCAGAAUCAAUGAGUUUAUGAAUACUACACUCGUCUUUACAGCUCUGCCACAGGCACUACAAACGCGGAAUGAUCUAGUGGAACGCAUACACAGGGAUUUGUGUGUCAGUGCAAACAGCUUGUGUCUUAAUAUUAUAAAUGGUGGUAAGAUGCCUGAAGGCCAUGAAGACAGUUUGCCAUCUGACCUGUCAACUGAGAGGAACCCUGAAAAGCCAUUGAUCAACCUUGCUGACCUAAAGAAUGAAAUCUUUAUCCCACCAGUGACUCUAUCAGUUUGGGAGAAGAUAAAACAAUUCAUUAGAAUUUUCUUUAGAAGCCCACCGUCUGAACAGCAAAAUCGAUACAACUUCGAAAAAACCUGGAGCAAUUGGAAAAAUGCAAGGAUUUCAUUUCUGAAGCAAUUGGCCAGUGUACUGUAGUUAAUGAUAAACUUAAACAACAUUUAUCAUAUAUUUAGUAUGAUUAUAGCCAAGUUUUUUAUGUGAUUGUCUUAAGUCUUUUGUAAACUUCUAAGUUAGUUGAAAAACAUUAUUUUUUAAUUAAGCAGCUACCCAGUAUACACAGGUUUAGAUAUAAAAUUAUUAUAAUUAUAGUGCGUAUAGUGAUAGUGAUGCGGCACUAAUUUUUGUAUAAUGGUGUUUCUUACAUUUUUAUUUUCUCUACUGAGUUCGGGUAUACAUGCAUGCAUGCAGUCUCGUCUCGCUGAA